AUGUCUACGCCAGGCACCUCGCUUGUGCCCGACUCCACAGCGGUACACUGGUUGUUUUUCGGCGUCAGAGCCCUACUGGUGAUUCAAAUUGGCCUUUGGUUUAGUUAUCAACUCGCGCGGUUUCAAGCCCGCCGAACUUUUAGGCGUCAGCUUCGACGCCAGAAACUGCUCCCGCGGGAGGAAUUCCAAAGAAUCGCAGCGGAGCUGCGGCAGGGUUCCUCGAACGGUGGCGGAGCGACGACUCCAUCCGACGAGGCAUGCGUUAUCUGCUUUGCUAAACCUGUGGUUCGACCGGUGGAACUACUGCCAUGCGGUCACUCGGGUUUCUGUGCACAGUGCAUUGUCGAGCUGUGGAAGUACAGCCGCCGCAAUAAAAAUUGCAGUCAAGACGGUGCGGGUUCUUUUUUUCGGCAUGACGCUCCACUGAUUUGCCCGUUGUGCAAGCAAGUGGUGGUGUUCGUUUGUCCAAACUGGAUCGAGCGGGAGCCGUUUGGAAUCGAAAAUGGGGCAUAUGGGAACAGCUCAAAUGUAAUCGAUGACGGCUGCCAUAAGCGCCCAAAAGAGUCUCCGCAGCCAGGGGAGCUGAUCAACUCACUCGACGAAGAUGAUGUGAUGCUAGUGCUACGCUAUAACAUAGAUUUCUUAGCCCACCGUAGCCACCAAUGCGUGGUGAACAGGGUUGAUUGGUGGGAGAAAACGCUCUACAGAUGCAUUUGGUGGCUAAGUCGAAUUAUUCACGCGAAGCUUUUGCCUUUUUUGGUGGGUCUUCGCAUUGUGUUGCUCCACAUGACAGUUUUUUUGUGUUUUAUUUUGCCUAGUGAGCGACUCGUACAUCUUACCAAGUUCACGUAUCCUAGUUCAUCACUGCUUAUGUCCGGUGAUACCUCAAGUAAGCCGUAUUCCCGAAUGAACUUCAAGUUUAUAAACUUGCUUGAGGUUCCACUACUAUGGCUCAUUUAUUACGCGGACGACAUUUUAUUCGUUUUCUCUUGCUGGAUCUCCAUUGGUCAUAUCUCGAACCGGCUCUUAUUUUGGCACACUAACCUCGCCUAA
Phytomonas sp. EM1 is the source of this 1053-nucleotide messenger RNA. Lineage: Eukaryota; Euglenozoa; Kinetoplastea; Trypanosomatida; Trypanosomatidae. The record is from the annotation of a GenBank genome assembly.